Molecule: messenger RNA, 1785 nt
Organism: Salvelinus fontinalis (brook trout)
Lineage: Eukaryota; Metazoa; Chordata; Actinopteri; Salmoniformes; Salmonidae
Gene: mettl8
Product: methyltransferase 8, methylcytidine
Exons: 11
Coding region: 162-1349 (395 amino acids)
Molecular function (GO): tRNA (cytidine-N3)-methyltransferase activity
Source: RefSeq, a predicted model, not a curated record
CUAAUUAUUAACACAGGUCUUCUGUAAACACGCCAAAACACGGAAAUAUGGCCUUGUGGUUACACUAACCCUAACACUAUAAAAGCCAAUUUUGACUUUGUGGCUGUGGUAACUAGUGACAACCCAAGAACACCAGUGUGGCCAUAACAAAGCAAGUCUAAAUGAGAGGAUUACGACGCCUCCCCCUAGCCUCAGUGGCUAUGGUUUGGGGCAGGGUUCCCUGCAGACUAAACAGCAGAGGGGGACAACCCCCCGCUCCUUUGGGAGCGAGGAUUCUGACCAACCCUGAGGACGUCUUCCAGCAUAACAUGUGGGACCAUGUGAAAUGGUCUGAGGAAGAGAAAGAAAAAGCCAGACAAAAGGCAGACGAUAAUUCUAGCUUACGCAUUCCAUUGGAAGAGCAAGGCAAAUAUGACAUAGACGCCUGUAAAUACUGGGACAGCUUUUAUGAGAUGCACCAGGACAAGUUCUUUAAAGAUCGCAAGUGGCUGUUCUUGGAGUUCCCAGAGCUUCUUCCUUUGGGGCUAGAGAGCAGUGCUACUGAGGAGAGACCGUGUGGGCUGCGUGCCCCAUGCCCAGAGCCUGGCGUGUCCGGCAGGGAGAAAGAGAUGGGCCAGCAGCGGCAACAUGCACCCAGUCAUCAGCACAUAGAUCCACUGACUAGUGAUUGCCAGCAGUCCUGUAAUCAAAAUGGGAGAGACACUGCAGGGGCUGCCAGGCAGACCAGCUCUUUCCCAGGCGAACAUGCAACUUUCAGGAUCUUAGAGGUUGGAUGUGGGGCUGGUAACAGUGUGUAUCCUAUUGUCAGCUCUAUUAAAGACACAGGGGCAUUCUUAUACUGCUGUGACUUUUCCCCUCGUGCUGUCCAGCUGGUCAAGGACCACCCAGACUAUGACCAGUCUGUGUGUCACGCCUUUGUUCAGGACGUCUGUGACGAGGUGGGCUCCUUUCCGUUCCCUCCACUGAGCUUGGAUGUUAUUCUGCUGGUCUUCGUGCUGUCCUCCAUUCACCCCGAGCGAGUCCAAGGAGUUGUGACCCGGUUGUCUCAAUUCCUGAAACCCGGAGGGAUACUCCUCUUCCGGGAUUAUGGCAGAUAUGACCUAUCACAACUACGGUUCAAAAAAGGUCAAUGCUUGUCAGAGAAUUUCUACUCAAGGGGAGAUGGAACUUGUGUUUAUUUCUUCACAAAGGAUGAAGUUCACAGUUUAUUUUCCAAUGCUGGUUUGGAAGAAAUUCAGAAUCUGGAGGAUAGGCGACUACAGGUGAACAGAGGGAAGAAAGUUGUAAUGCGCAGAGUGUGGAUGCAAAGCAAGUUUAAAAAACCUCACCCACUAGCACCACCAUUGUAGUCUACCACCACGGUCCCUGCUCGGACCAACAUGUUGCCCCAGGUUGGCUUUACCAAGAACUUGUCUAUCCAAAUCAGAGGUCAGAGGGAGGUCAUAAGCAUGACUCAGUGCAGUGAGAUGUGUUAGUGUGAUGCAUUUACAGUACCACUGGGAUGGUCCAUUAUCGGGCUGAGGGAGUGGUCAACUAUCGUGCCAAGGAAGUACCUUCUUGUUGUUGUGUGCUUAUUAUGGGUUUCACAUGCCAUGUAUGUAAAACUCACUUUUUGUAAGGAGACAAAUAUAAUUUAUUUGUCUGAGUGUAUGCAUACAUAUACAUAUUUAAUUAAACAGUUUUAUGUUGUAUAAACCCAUAAAAUGAAAAUCUGUGAAUAAUACUGUCAUAAAAAUGACUUAUUUGUACCUUCCUUAGUUGGACAUUAAAAUUGUACCUGCUACA